This is a messenger RNA of Triticum aestivum (bread wheat), 645 nucleotides long. RefSeq names its product forkhead box protein G1. The transcript is spliced from 2 exons. Lineage: Eukaryota; Viridiplantae; Streptophyta; Magnoliopsida; Poales; Poaceae. The record is from RefSeq and is a predicted model, not a curated record. Bases 98 to 475 code for a protein of 125 amino acids.
CGUACGAGCACAAGCAAGUCCGCGAGAGAGAGAGAGACAAUCCGCCGAACGUAUCUACUACUUUACAUCUACCUCCGAUCCAAGCUAGAGCGGACCGAUGACGCACAGCCAUCAUGUCCAGGUCUCUAUACCAGAUGCAUAUUCGCACAGCCACCAUCAUGUCUCGACGAUGCCGGCAGCAUCGCCGGCGAUGACGCACAGCCGUCAUCACAGCGGCGGCCACCACCACCAUCAUCAUCACCACGGCCAGCCGCCGGCGGCAUUGCCAGGGUUCCCGGUGCCGUACGCGUACCCGCCCCCCGCCCUGGCGUCGACGACGGCAGUGGCGCCGGUCCUCCAGCCGACGCGGGCCAACUCCAACCGCGACAAAAUGACCACCGGCGAACGUAUUUGCAUGUGUCUGGUCGGCCUGUUGGUAGUGGGCUUCAUCGCCAACAUCAUCUUUGUAUUCGUGAGCAACUGGAAAUACCUUUAAUGGCAUGGACAUGCAUGGAGCCAGCAUAUUAGUACUACUUAUACUUGGGAGGGAGACGUCCUAGCAAGUACAUAUACUAUAUUGUACUGCUACCAGUAUACUAGCUAGUUUAAUUUGAAUAGAGUAAAUUAACUUUGUUAACAUAUGAGGAAUUUUUUUGAAAUUUUUGA